CGUGACAAGAAGAGCUGAUAGAUACUGGACAAGAUGUCGGAGAAAACUUGUUGUCAUGGACCCGGCUAUGCCACACCUCUGGAUGCCAUGAAAAAUGGACCAAGAGAGAAAUUACUUUAUACGGUGACAAUUCAACCCAAUCUUGAUGAACCACAUGGAGACUAUCUGUCGACAAUAGAUGUAGACCCCGAGAGCCCAACUUAUUGUCAAAUAAUACACCGCACCUUUACGAAUCGUAAGGGCAAUGAGUUGCACCACUCCGGCUGGAAUGCCUGCUCCAGUUGCUACUAUGUGGACAAAAAUGCCAAAAAGGUGCCGAAGCGAGAUAAACUUGUGUUGCCCGCACUGAACUCUGACUUUAUUUAUGUACUCGAUGUGGCCCGCGAUCCACGUAAGCCCGAAAUUAUAAAGGUUAUCGAUGGAGACGUUUUCAAGAGCCACAAUGUGACGGCGCCACACACGACGCAUUGCCUGGCCAAUGGCAACAUUAUGAUAUCGGUAAUGGGUGAUGCGAAAGGCAAUGCAAAGGGCGAUUUUAUAUUAUUUGACGCUGAGUUCAAUUGCCUGGGAACCUGGACAAAGGGAGACCGCAAGGCGCUAUGUGGAUAUGAUUUUUGGUAUCAGCCAUACUUCGAUGUCAUGGUCUCAUCCGAGUGGGGUGCUCCCAACAAAUUCCGCCGCGGUUGGAAAGAUGAAGAUCUUGAUGAUAAAACGCAGUAUGGCUUCCGGUUGAAUUUUUACAAGUGGUCUACGCAAACUCUGUACCAGACAAUUGAUCUUGGCAUGGAUGGUGCCACUCCACUGGAAAUACGUUUUUUGCAUGAUCCAAAGCGUGCUGAAGGAUUUGUUGGUUGUUGUCUCAAUGCCAGGGUUUACUAUUUUAGCAAGAAACCAGACUCGGAUGAGUUUGAGGCCAAAAAGGUUAUAGACAUACCACACAAAUUGGUUGACACCGGAAGCGGAGUUGUAAAGAAAAUGGGUGGCAUGAUUUCCGAUAUUAUUAUUUCUCUGGAUGAUAAAUACCUUUAUGUCAACUGUUGGCUCCAUGGUGAUCUCAGGCAAUAUGAUAUUAGCAAUCCACAGGAGCCUAAACUUACUGGCCAACUUUUUUUGGGUGGCUCCAUUUGCAGUGAUCUUCCCAAUGUUACUGUAAAGGAGGACAGGGAAUUGCACGAAAGACCUCCCCCUCGCUACAUAAAAGGCCGGCGCCUUGAAGCAGGCCCGCAGAUGAUGCAGCUUUCACUGGAUGGCAAGCGCCUGUAUGUAUCCUCUUCGCUUUACUCACCAUGGGACAAAACGUUCUAUCCGGAGAUGAUUUCCAAGGGCGGUCACAUUUGCCUGAUUGAUAUUGAUGUUGAAAACGGAGGUAUGGCUGUAAAUGAAGAUUUUCUGGUUGACUUUGGUAAGGAACCGUAUGGCCCUAGCUUACCACAUGAAAUGCGUUAUCCUGGUGGAGAUUGCACCUCAGAUAUAUGGCUAGCCAACGACGCUUAAUAUGGCACACUUGAGAAUUCUAUUCAGUACAGUCAUAAUUCAAAAUAUCACCUUAAAUGUCAACUCUGAAGUUUUGCAACCAUAGGAAAUUAUAAAUAGUAUAAAACGACACAAACAAUAAGCAAAUUAUAAUCAACAAUAUCAACUUA
This is a messenger RNA of Scaptodrosophila lebanonensis, 1643 nucleotides long. Its product is annotated as methanethiol oxidase. Lineage: Eukaryota; Metazoa; Arthropoda; Insecta; Diptera; Drosophilidae. Gene Ontology annotation, molecular function: selenium binding. Bases 34 to 1494 code for a protein of 486 amino acids. The transcript has 6 exons. The record is from RefSeq and is a predicted model, not a curated record.